This is a messenger RNA of Cherax quadricarinatus, 9533 nucleotides long. The record is from RefSeq and is a predicted model, not a curated record. NCBI's taxonomy places the organism in Eukaryota, Metazoa, Arthropoda, Malacostraca, Decapoda, Parastacidae.
AUGGUGGCGGUGUGUGGGCGUGUGGGUGGUGAUGGUGGGGGCGGCGACGGCGGGGGCGGCGACGGCCAAGGUGCAAGUGGAGACGGAAAAGUGUCGCAACAGCUGCUCUGCUGUACCUGAGGACAUGUGGCCAUACUGCUGCGAGAGCCACAACACCUGCUGCCAGGAGUUCGCUGACUCUUGUAUACACGACUGCCUGCCCAGGGUGCACACUGGAGACGUGAGUGCCGUGGAGGAGCGGCCAGGACUCUGUUGUGCCCUCUACAAUCUCUGCUGCUUCAGGGAAACCUUCAGGAUUUCCUCCGGCAGGAGCCAAACUAGUGAACCAGUGAGCCUGCCCAUCGUACAUCGCUUCCAAGUAAGGCCUCCAGCUACUCAUGAGGCACCCAUCACCCUGCCAGUUCAGGCACCUCGGUCUCAAAAAUCAAGCAGACCGACCUCAUUCCAGCCCAUUCAACCACAAUCUCAGCAAACCACUCCAAGCGAUUUCACAGACGAGCCUCGGGAAGAAAAGAAAACCAUUCCCAGGUCCCCCUUACAACGGCCACAACUUCUAAAAAAGCCAACCAGUAGGCCGAGCCUCCCAGAAAGGUCCCCAUUGCUCAAAAAGCCAUUUGGUGACCCUGACAAUUCUGAGCAACCUGUUGAGCAGAAAAAUUCUCCAUCAGUCCAAAGAGACGAUACAGGGGAAGGACCAAAGGAAGCAAAUAAGGAUGACAUUCCUCAAGACAAGAAAAAGACAGCUGAAGAGCAUGAUCGAAGAAAAAGCCUACUAGAGACAAAGAAACCAAAGAGUGGAGGACUAAGACUAUCUGGUUUAUUGCUUGGGAGAAGAAAAGACUCAGAAUUGCCAAAUCCAGUUAAUGUCCAAGCAGAAGAGAAUAGAGAAUUGCCCAGAGAAGCAGAAGUGGCACCAAUUAGCUCACCUGAGAGGGGCCUCCUUGGAACUAGGCACAGUGAAGCUAGUCAAACAGAGCCAGCAGCAGACCCGGUCCAGGAGAGAAUGGAAGGAGAAACCUUGCCAUAUCACACGCAAGAGUAACGAAAGAGGCUCAGGGUGCCUGGUUUAACUGUCAGAGACGAGUCCACAAGAACAGAUCAGAUUCAUACUGUGAAAGCCAACGAGCAGCCUAUUGGUCGACCAUUAGGGGUUGAAGAGACGUUAACUCAACCUCAAAUAAAUGAAGGCAGAGUGUUUGGUCGACAACCAGGGCAUGGCGAAACAAGGGUGAGCCAAACUAGUCUUGCUGAAAAGAGUGAGGUUGAUCAACCUCAAAUAAAUGAAGGCACACUAGUGCCAAGACCCCAGCUGGCUCAGGGAAGGCCAGACCUACCCCAGCAUGCAGAGGAAAGGCUAGUAGUUGCACAUGAAGUGACAGAAGAAAGCGUGCCGGAACUGCCCAGAGUAGCUGAAGAUAUAUUAUUUGGCCAGGCCCAAGUGUUCAAAGAAACAGAAAAUAGACAAUUUGCUGGAAAAGUUGGUCAACCCCAGGUUGCUGAAGGAAUAUUGUUUCCUCAACCCCCACUCACUGAAGAUAGAAUAUCUGGCCAACCUCAGAUUUCAGAAGAAAGAUUUAGUAAUCCGGCUUACUUGGACAGAGAAGUCUCAACAAGAUCUCGGGUAACAGAAGAAAGUUCAUUUGGUAUACCUUUGCCAGUCGAGUCCCCAUUUAGUCAACCUCCGGUAAUUGAAAGGACAGCAUUUUUACCUCAGUCAGCUGGAGAUACACCAGUGGGUCAACCCCAGACGUAUCUACCUCUAUCAACUGAGGAAAAGCCAUUCAGCCAACCCGAGAUUGUGGAAAGAACAGGUGGUCGAUCCCUGAAACCUAAUGACAGAUUGAUAAGUCACCCCCAAGAUACUGAGGAGAAAAUUGGUCAUCACACGCAUUCCAACAUAGAGAUCCCUGGUCAUUCUCAGACUCCUGUGGAACACAAUGAUCAACCACAGGUGCCUGAUCACUUACAGAUAAUUGCCGAGGCCACUAGAAAAUCACCAAUAGUUCUGGAGGUUCCCGCUAAGACACAGGUAAGUGUCGAGGCUGUUAGUCAUCCACACCUGGGUUUAUUACAACCAACUGAUGAACCACAAGCAUUACUGGAAAAGACAAUUGACCAGCCAGAGGUAAAUGAAAAAAUAAGUGGCCAAACAGAUGUGUCAGUUGGGGAUACAUCAAGGGGUCAUGGUAGAACAAGAGCACGUUCAAAUUCAAGAUCAAGAGAACAUCACAACCCAGUGAAAGAUCAGGUUCAGAAGCCACACAAAGGGACCAGACUCAAGGGACUAAUGGAAGAUCAAGUACAGCCAACCGCUUACAGGGAACACCAGUUGCAAGUGACCGCUCUCAACCAACAGAAGGAAGGUCAAACCCAGGAGUCCCUCACCAAACUACGAGGAGGAGGUCCUCCAGAAGACGGGUCACAAGAGAGACUGUGGAAGGAGACAAUUUGUAGGCAUAAUUUCAGCCUAAUUGGCUACUCCCCAUCCAAAUAUCCACCCAUCAUAUCAUUACAUAAUGCAUAUUACAUGUAUUAACAUCAUUAACUUUUCUAGGUAUCUCUACAUAUAUAUAUACUGUACCAUUUUAAAUUCUGGUUAUUACAGUAGCCACAUAGCAGAUAUUUUUAUACACUUGAGAAAAUGUGACCAUAUUUGUUAUUCCUUAGACCAGAAAGGUCAGCCAAAACUUCCGAGUCGACAUUAUACGUACUUAAUUAAAAGUGGUUUCCAGAGUCGACUUGUUACCCUACAAAGCUUUGUCAAUAGUGCAGCACUUGCAAGAGUUGCAUGUCACUGUAUAAUACAGAGUUUAGCAUUAUUAAUGUUACCAUGAUUAUUUGGGAUGUUAACGAGACAGAAAUGUUACAUUGAUGUUUGGACUGUACAUGUCUUACAUUAAACAUGUUAUGUUUGUAAUUGCAAUCAUUACUCCUGCUCCUUCAUAAAUUAUUUCCUGUAAUUCCUACUGGCAAACAGUUGCCACACUCAAAUGUGGACUCUUAGCCCUGGCUUUGUCUUUAUAGAUGCCUUCCUUUCUCAUUACAUUGUCAAAUGCUCCAAACUUCAGAACACUCAUGAAUUGACCUUAUCUUUAUCUCCUCUCCUUACCUCUUUUUGUAGGCCAUUAGCUCUCCUGCAGUGCUCCUUUCUUCUCUUGUACUUAGACUACCUUCACUAUUGCUACUACUACUGCCUCACUGACACUCCACUGACUCUUGUCACUUCCAUUACUCUCAUCUCUGCUACUAUUGCACUACUUAGUACAGGAGGGCCCCAUUUUAAGGCACUUCACUAAUACAGACAUUGCAAACAAUACCCAAAAAUUCAUUCAUACAGCUCCUGAUUUCCUUUUAUGGCAUCCAUUCUGUUUACAUCCUCCAUGAGCUACACGUCUCUCCUGAUCGUUUGGAAACUUUCCAAGGUUUCAAGUAUUUUAAAGUUAUUGCGUAUUUUAUACAUAUACCCUUGUGUUACAAGGACAUUUAAGGGCAGCUGUGAUAAAGUAAGAGCCUUACUACUACUAUUUUUAAGUGCUAAGUUAGAAUGAUUAAACUCGGUAUAUCUGUAGCUGAGAGUACUGAGAUACUACUGAUAAGUGUACUAGUGUACUUGUACUUUAAUAAACUCACACAGUGCUGUUGUGCAAGUACAUUAAAAUCACUAUUUGGCACUGUUACAAAGGAGCAUCAGCUAUGCCAUGCGAGGGAAUAGCCAAGAGUUCUCAAUGGUGUUGAUGUAACAAGUAUAAUAAUAAUAAUUACCAAUAAUCACUCUGGGGCGUUUUAAAUGUCGUAUACGUAUUAUGUAACAGUAUUAUGGAUAUUUUCAUUAAUCCCUCUAUUUCUUCAAAAUUAUGUAAGACACUACUUAUCAUAUAAACAGAAUACAUACAUAGUAAAACAAAUUUACAUAAUUGUGAGGUGUGGUAGCCAGGCAGGUGUAAAGGAAUGUAUGACAAUUACUACAAUACAUUCUCUCGUAAAACACCACCAGAGAAACUAUAUAUUAGUAGGGUGGGGGGUUAUUGUAGAAAAACAUUCUUUUCAUAUUCCUUCACCCAGAGUAUCAUAUGUUGCUGUUAUGUAUUUACUGCACCAACAUAAUGACAACUUGUACACAAUGUAAGGUUUUUGUAUUGUGGGGAAAAUGUUUCACAAUAAUUUUCAUAAUGCGAGAUGAACAUGUAUCAACACACCCAGCAGCAGUGCACACGUAUCAAAUAGUACAUACAAAUCCAACCGCCCACCCAAAACAGACCCAUAUAAACAUUUAUGGGGCACCCUCCCCACAGUAUCUUAUAAUACAUGAGGGGCCUGCUUAUAUGGUGGGUUAAGUUCUAGGCUACCACUGUAAGGCAAAUUGCCCCUUUUCACUUUUAAAUGCAUACAAGUGCCUGAUAACAUGUUUAUACUGUCAUAUUAAGUUAGGAAUAGAACUAGGUAUAAAGAAAAAGUAAAAUGCAUAUAUGGUACACUCAUUACUUACCUUUAAAAUAUUUGUAAUCUUAAUGUAGGGCGAGAGGCGAGUAGUAUUUAUUGUAGAAGUAAAGUUUAAUAGACUGCUCAGCUACCACACUUCACAAUUAUAUUAAUUUGUUUUACUAUGAUUAUAUAUAUUUUGUUCAUAUGUAGUGUUUCUUAUAUAAUUUUGAAAAAAUGUCAUAGAUGGAUUAAUUAAAAUGUCUAUAGACAUUUACAGCACCCCAGACUAUUAUUAUUAUUAUGAUGCUUGUUGGUACUAACAUACCUUGUUCACUGAGUUAAAUCACUUCUAACUUGGAAUAAAUUUAGAGAGGCUUAUGACUCCCUUUUUAUCACAGCUACUCUUAGAUGCCAUCAUAAAUGAGAGAGAACUAGUAAACAAGACAUGAAGCUCAUGGAGAAUGUAAAGAAACAGUGAAUGGGUGGUGGGGAGUCAGAUGAACGUGUAUUAAUAUCUGUCUACUCGCUGUUGAAACGUGUUCACCACAAUAUAUACACCUUACACUGUGUACAUAUUGGUGCAGUAGAAUACAUAACAGCUACCAUUCUCAUGUAACACCUUUUUAAGAGUGAUGCUACAUGUAUUUGAGUGAAGGCACACGAAAGGAAUGUUUUUGUACAAUUACCCCCCUCCAGUAAAAUUUUAUGUACACAGUUUCUCUGCUGGUGUUGUACUAGAGAAAACUUUAUAGUAAUUGUCAUACACUACUUUACGCCUGCCUGGCUACCACACCUCACAAUUAAAUUUAAAGCACCCCAGAGCUAUCAUUAUACCUAUUGUGCAAACACAAGUGAAACAAAGUGAUUUUAAUUAAUGUACCUGGAUGCCAGCAAUUAAUGUACCUGGAUGCCAGCACAGUGUGUAAGCUUAUUUAGGUACAAGUACACACAAGUAAAAUUAUCAGGGUAUAUAUAAAAUCUGCAAUAACUUUAAUUAAAAACACUUGAAACUUUGGAGGAAAAUUUUCAGACAAUCAAGAGAGACGGAGCUCAUGAAGGUUGAAAACAGAGUGGCAUGCAGACACCGUAAUAGCGAAUCAUGAAUUGUAUAUGUAGCUGGGUAUAACUACCCCAUACAUAUAAAUGAAUUUUUGGGUAUGAUCUGAAAUGUCUGUAUUAGUGAAUUGCCGUAAAGUGGGGGCGCUCCUGUAUAUUUUUUUUUUAAACAAGUUGGCCAUCUCCCACCAAGGCAGGGUGACCCAAAAAGAAAGAAAAUCCCAAAAAGAAAAUACUUUCAUCAUUCAACACUUGCACCUCACUCACACAAUCACUGUUUUUGCAGAGGUGCCCAGAAUACAACAAUUUAGAAGCGUAUACGUAUAAAGAUACACAACUGCUAAUAUCCCGAAUCCCUCCUUUAGAGUGCAGGCAUUGUACUUCCCAUUUCCAGGACUCGAGUCCGGCUAUAUAAAAAUAACCGGUUUCCCUGAAUCCCUUCACUAAAUAUUACCCUGCUCACACUCCAACAGAUCGUCCCGUCCCAAUACCAUCUGUCUCCAUUCACUCCUAUCGAACACGCUCGUGCACGCCUGCUGGAAGUCCAAGCCCCUCGCCCACAAAACCUCCUUUACCCCCUUUCUUCCAACCUUUUUGAGGACGACCCCUACCCCGCCUUCCUUCCCCUACAGAUUUAUACGCUCUCCAUGUCAUUCUACUUUGAUCCAUUCUCUCUAAAUGACCAAACCACCUCAACCCCUCUUCAGCUCUCUGACUAAUACUUUUAACUCCACACCUUCUCCUAAUUUCCACACUCCAAAUUUUCUGCAUAAUAUUUACACCACACAUUGCCCUUAGACAGGGCAUCUCCACUGCCUCCUCGCUGCUGCAUUCACAACCCAAGCUUCACAACCAUAUAAGUGUUGGUACUACUAUACUUUCAUGCAUUCCCUUCUUUGCCUCCAUAUUAUUAUUAUUAUAAUCAAAAAGAAGCGCUAAGCCACAAGGACUAUACAGCCCUUUGCCUCCAUAGAUAACGUUUUUUGUCCCCACAUAUACCUUAAUGCACCACUCGCCCCUUUUCCCUCAUCAAUUCUAUGAUUAACCUCAUCUUUCAUAAAUGCAUCCGCCGACACGUCACCUCCCCAAUUUGAUAUCCAGUUUUUCUUUAUCUAAAUCAUUUGAUACCCUCAUCACCUUACUCUUUUCUGUGUUCACUUUCAACUUUCUACCUUUACACACACACCCAAACUCAUCCACUAACCUUUGCAAUUUUUCUUUAGAAUCUCCCAUAAGCACAGUAUCAUUAGCAAAAAGCAACUGUGUCAAUUCCCAUUUUGAAUUUGAUUCCCCCUAAUUUAAUCCCACCCCUCUCCCAAACACCCUAGCAUUUACUUCUUUUACAACCCCAUCUAUAAAAAUAUUAAACAACCAUGGUGACAUUACACAUUCCUGUCUAAGACCUACUUUUACUGGGAAGUAGUCUCCCUCUUCUACACACCCUAACCUGAGCCUCACUAUACUCAUAAAAACUCUUUACAGCAUUUAGUAACUUACCACCUAUUCCAUAUACAUUGUACUUGCAACAUCUGCCACAUUGCUCCACUAUCAUAUGCCUUUUCUAAAUCCAUAUUAUUAUAAUAAAAAAGAAGCGCUAAGCCACAAGGGCUAUUUUAUGAUUUUUAUUAUCACACUGGCCGAUUCCCACCAAGGCAGGGUGGCCCGAGAAAGAAAAACUUUCACCAUCAUUCACUCCAUCACUGUCUUGCCAGAAGGGUGCUUUACACUACAGUUUUUAAACUGCAACAUUAACACCCCUCCUUCAGAGUGCAGGCACUGUACUUCCCAUCUCCAGGACUCAAGUCCGGCCUGCCGGUUUCCCUGAAUCCCUUCAUAAAUGUUACUUUGCUCACACUCCAACAGCACGUCAAGUAUUAAAAACCAUUUGUCUCCAUUCACUCCUAUCAAACACGCUCACACAUGCCUGCUGGAAGUCCAAGCCCCUCGCACACAAAAUCUCCUUUACCCCCUCCCUCCAACCUUUCCUAGGCCGACCCCUACCCCGCCUUCCUUCCACUACAGACUAAUACACUCUUGAAGUCAUUCUGUUUCGCUCCAUUCUCUCUACAUGUCCGAACCACCUCAACAACCCUUCCUCAGCCCUCUGGACAACAGUUUUGGUAAUCCCGCACCUCCUCCUAACUUCCAAACUACGAAUUCUCUGCAUUAUAUUCACACCACACAUUGCCCUCAGACAUGACAUCUCCACUGCCUCCAGCCUUCUCCUCGCUGCAAAAUUCAUCACCCAUGCUUCACACCCAUAUAAGAGCGUUGGUAAAAAUAUACUCUCAUACAUUCCCCUCUUUGCCUCCAAGGACAAAGUUCUUUGUCUCCACAGACUCCUAAGUGCACCACUCACUCUUUUUCCCUCAUCAAUUCUAUGAUUCACCUCAUCUUUCAUAGACCCAUCUGCUGACACGUCCACUCCCAAAUAUCUGAAUACGUUCACCUCCUCCAUACUCUCUCCCUCCAAUCUGAUAUUCAAUCUUUCAUCACCUAAUCUUUUUGUUAUCCUCAUAACCUUACUCUUUCCUGUAUUCACCUUUAAUUUUCUUCUUUUGCACACCCUACCAAAUUCAUCCACCAAUCUCUGCAACUUCUCUUCAGAAUCUCCCAAGAGCACAGUGUCAUCAGCAAAGAGCAGCUGUGACAACUCCCACUUUGUGUGUGAUUCUUUAUCUUUUAACUCCACGCCUCUUGCCAAGACCCUCGCAUUUACUUCUCUUACAACCCCAUCUAUAAAUAUAUUAAACCACGGUGACAUCACACAUCCUUGUCUAAGGCCUACUUUUACUGGGAAAAAAUUUCCCUCUUUCCUACAUACUCUAACUUGAGCCUCACUAUCCUCGUAAAAACUCUUCACUGCUUUCAGUAACCUACCUCCUACACCAUACACUUGCAACAUCUGCCACAUUGCCCCCCUAUCCACCCUGUCAUACGCCUUUUCCAAAUCCAUAAAUGCCACAAAGACCUCUUUAGCCUUAUCUAAAUACUGUUCACUUAUAUGUUUCACUGUAAACACCUGGUCCACACACCCCCUACCUUUCCUAAAGCCUCCUUGUUCAUCUACUAUCCUAUUUUCCGUCUUACUCUUAAUUCUUUCAAUUAUAACUCUACCAUACACUUUACCAGGUAUACUCAACAGACUUACAGCGUCUAAAUCCAUAAAUGCAAUAAAAACUUCCCUACCUUUAUCUAAAUACUGUUCACAUAUAUGCUUCAAUGUAAACACGAUCUACGCAUCCCCUACCCACUCUGAAACCUCCUUGCUCAUCCUCAAUCCUACAUUCUGUCUUACCUCUAAUUCUUUCAAUUAUAACCCUACCAUACACUUUUCCUGGUAUACUCAGUAAACUUAUUCCUCUAUAAUUUUUACAAUCUCUUUUGUCCCCCUUCCCUUUAUAUAAAGGGACUAUACAUACUCUCUGCCAAUCCCUAGGUACCUUCCCCUCUUUCAUACAUUUAUUAAACAAAAAUACCAACCACUCCUACACUAUAUCCCCCCCUGCUUUUAACAUUUCUGUCAUGAUCCUGUCAGUUCCAGCUGCUUUACCCCCUUUCAUUCUACGUAAUGCCUCACGCACCCCCCCCCACACUCACAUCCUGUUCUUCUUCACUCCUAAAAGAUGGUAUACCUCCCUGGCCAGUGCAUGAAGUUACCGAUUCCCUUUCCUGUAUAUAGAUAUAAUAAAAGAUUUACCUUUAGCAACCAUGGUAAAGACCAAGUCCGUCCUUGUCAAAACUAAUGAAAAAGAGUACAUAUAUAAAGUUCAACUAUGAAUAAGAUUUAUCAAUAGAGUACAAAAUAAUUAAAAAUAAAACUUAUUACUAACAAGGCUGAAUAAGACUUUUGAUUAUGUAAGAAUAUCAUUUUAAUUAAACUACUGAUGAUGCAAGGGCAAUUUUACAUGUGAAAAAGUUACCCAGGUGCCCUUGAUAUAGGAGACUGAAGGGAAUAAAGUUGGUACUUUGACUACCCUAUAGAUGCUGCACCUAAAAUUGCCAAGGAUCAUUUUAUGCUUUUAAGGACAACAAAAAAUGAACAACACUACAUA